Messenger RNA from Eruca vesicaria subsp. sativa (arugula), 871 nucleotides. The record is from the annotation of a GenBank genome assembly. NCBI's taxonomy places the organism in Eukaryota, Viridiplantae, Streptophyta, Magnoliopsida, Brassicales, Brassicaceae.
CGGGUUCAAAAUGAUAUAACCGGCUUGAGAGGGGUGGGGGUUUGGUGAGAAGGCAUAAUGGGAGGAGCGGAAGAUUCGAAGAUAUCUACGGUCGGUGCUGUGGUUCUGGGUGGUACGUUUGACCGAUUGCACGAUGGUCAUCGGACUUUCCUCAAGGCGGCGGCGGAGCUAGCGAGGGAUCGAUUAGUGGUGGGAGUAUGUGAUGGCCCUAUGUUGACCAACAAGCAAUUUGCUGAGAUUAUACAACCCAUUGAAGAAAGAAUGCGUAGUGUGCACAACUAUGUCAAGUCUGUCAAGCCCGAGCUGGUUGUACAAACCGAACCCAUUACUGACCCCUAUGGUCCUUCAAUCGUGGAUCAAAAUCUGGAAGCUAUAGUUGUCAGGUUCCCACAUUCUCUAUCUCUAUUUAUUUUCUGUGCUACAACAAGGUCACUAACUAAUCUUAAUCUCUGCAGCAAGGAGACGUUACCAGGUGGCUUGUCUGUUAACAGAAAGAGAGCAGAAAGAGGUCUUUCUCAACUCAAGGUUCCUCUUUUUACCCACCAGCCUUCUUAUCUGAUAAAUACCUUCUCAUGCAUUUUGAGAUAUUUUCAACCCUUGGACCACUAUGCUUGGUUGCAGAUAGAGGUUGUGGACAUAGUUUCCGAUGGAUCAAGUGGGAACAAGAUAAGUUCAAGUACUCUCAGGAAGUUAGAGGCCGAGAAACAAAAACAACAGGAAGAAGCGUCAUGAACUACUCAUGUCAAAAUUCAGCUUUCUUUGUAAUAAAUAAACUUUUACUUCCCUUGUUCGUAUACUAAAGGAAAUGAAACUUAUCAAUAAAAGGUGACGCUUUGUAUUACCUUUGGCAGAAACGGUGACGCUUUGCUUC